Messenger RNA from Culicoides brevitarsis, 1101 nucleotides. Its product is annotated as lysM and putative peptidoglycan-binding domain-containing protein 3. The coding region runs from base 151 to 855 and encodes 234 amino acids. The record is from RefSeq and is a predicted model, not a curated record. Lineage: Eukaryota; Metazoa; Arthropoda; Insecta; Diptera; Ceratopogonidae. The transcript is spliced from 3 exons.
AGGCCACGAACGUAAACAUUACAAAACUUUUACUAAAAUUUUUGAAUUUUUCGUUUUUUAUCUCAAAAACCCGCAAAAAUACUCUCAAAAAUCCCUUCGCGACACGAAUUUCUCAUAUUUCUCCGAAUCUUUGGUUGACGAGCCGCAGUCAUGAAGCGACAACGAGCUCGUGCCAACUACACAGAAUUCAACGAUAACGACGUUCAAUUGAGUCAAAAUGUGAGAAAACCCGUUGAGCAUUCCUUGGAAGCGACAAUCCUCGAUGGAGAUACUCUUGCCUCGAUCGCGCUGAGGUUUAAUUGCACUGUCGCCGAUUUGAAGCGUCUCAACAAAAUUGACAAAGAAAACGAGAUAUUUGCACGGAAAAUCAUGAAAAUUCCCAUCACGCCUCACAAUGUCUUGCUCGAUACACUUCUUCCAACAGUUCACAAGAGCGGAAAUAGCAGUCCGAAGGGCAAUUCGAGUCAAUCGCAAACGAACGAGAAGCAAGAAGGCGUUUUAUCGGACGAAACGCUCGAAGAAAAAUUAAUUGUCGCGUCAAUUAGCAACACAACUUACAAAAAUGGAGAAAAUUCGAUACCAAUUCUUGACACACCGACCGAAAAUGACGUGCCUGAUGCCUCGGAUCCUUUGUUGUUCAACCAAAACGCGAAUUUCGUGCUGGCCAAGCCAAAAGUCAAUUACAGCUUUGAUGGGUCAGAUUGCGACAUGAAUUGGUUGUGUUUGUUCGUUUGCAUUCUCGCACUUUGUUUCGCGAUUCCCUUGAUUUAUGUUUGGAUUAUUUACGAACAUCCGGAGCGUUACCAUCAUCACUUUACGACGGAACAGCAUUCGGUGCAUCAGCAUUCGUCAUAACGAUAAAUUUUAAUGCGGAGUCACGUGCGGGUCUGAAGAGGAAACCAGAAGACUGUGAAAUGAUGAAAAAAAUCUGGUGCCUUUAAAAAAAAAUGUUUUUGGUCUGAGAGACGAAAAUUGUAUAGGAAUGUUUACAAUUAUUAUAAUUUUUGUUUUUAUUAAAUUUUUAUAAUAAUAAUAUAAUAUAAUAUAAUAGUGUAUCUAUCACAAAUAUAUAAAUAUAAAUUAAUAAGGAAAUGAAAAAUA